Messenger RNA from Botrytis byssoidea, 4010 nucleotides. Its product is annotated as chitin synthase I. Gene Ontology annotation, cellular component: cell septum; cell periphery. The coding region runs from base 729 to 3518 and encodes 929 amino acids. Gene Ontology annotation, molecular function: chitin synthase activity. Lineage: Eukaryota; Fungi; Ascomycota; Leotiomycetes; Helotiales; Sclerotiniaceae. The record is from RefSeq and is a predicted model, not a curated record. The transcript is spliced from 4 exons.
AAUACCUUGCUUGAUUGUAGAUCUUUAUCUCUCCAGAUCCAAGGCAAUUAAUUAUCCAAUCUUCUCUCUUCCCUCAACUCACGAGCCAACUUAACCCAGCGUCAUUUCAUCGAGGGGAGGGAAAUCUGCUCCGUGCUAUCCAAAACACCCAUCCUCACCCACUAUCGAUAUCUGAUGAUAUGAAACCUGAGAACUGUGCAUGUAUCACUACUACAGUCCUACUCGAGUCCUAGGUAGAUACAAGAUAAUCACCACCAUGUACGAAAGGUACAAGGGAUCUUCAAGGAUUACUUUGCCUUGGCAACCACUUUCUGAUCAUCCACUCUGUUUACAAUCCCUACCAAAUUUCUAACAUCCUUUUUAAUGCGCGGCCCUCCUCAAGGUGAAACCACCUCUCACAAGCAGAAAUUCCAUCUUACUCGGAACAACCUAAGCCCAAAAAAUCUUGUCGUCUCUUCGAAACUCUGUCUUCUGUGCUUUCGCGUCUUCGUAUCUUGACUCUCGGGGCAUAAGGAAGGAAAUAAUAGGGGGGAGAAAAAGUUAAUUCUAACCCUACGCAUCAACAUAGUCCAUCUGCAACCUUGCACAUCUCACCUAGAGGAUUGACGGCAAGACAUUCCCAACUGAGCUUGAGCCCAUCGCAAGGAACCUCAUUUUGCUCCCACGCAAUCCCCUUCACCCCACAGAUCUCAUCACAAAUAGGACGGUUAAUUUGAUACAUCAAUACCAUGUCCUAUAAUCGAUUAGAUCCGGCGGGCCAAGGCCAAGACGAUUAUUACAAUAUGAAUAACAGACAUCAGUCGCCGCACCCUCAAGGGUACCAACUAGAAGAUGCGCCAUAUGGAAGGCCACAUACUACUUCACCCGGUCCUGGAAUGCACAAUCUCGAGAUACCUAUGGGUCCUGGAGCACAUAGAGUUGGAACGCCAAGUGAUCAACUGCAAGCUCAACCAUCUUAUUCAGUCGAACAUUUAGAUCAAAGCCAAUACCAUCAGCGUAUGCCCCUCAAUCCCAGUCAAAGCUACGACUCGGAAUAUUCUCUAGAUCCUAACGCGCAUCACGAUGCUUACUACCAACCUCCAUACCAACCUUCUCCUCAUGAAGAACACCCUUUACAUAAUUACCCCCCAGCGCAAGACCCUUACUACAAUGACGAUGAUGACCAUCAACCAAUUCUACAAUCGCAUGAACCUUAUGGGCCAGAUCCGCACUCAGCUAGUGGCACCGAUUACAAAGGUGGUUAUGACGGGGCGGGACAAUCUCCAUCUGCGACACCUGUACCAGCGUUGAGAAGAUACAAGACAGUUAAGGAAGUCCAACUGUUUAAUGGAAAUCUCAUACUUGAUUGUCCGAUUCCUCCUAAGCUUUUAAAUCAAGUCAAUCAUGCACCACCACCGGAGAGAGAUGAGUUUACACAUAUGAGAUACUCAGCCGCAACAUGCGACCCCAGUGAGUUUUUCGAAGAGCGCUUCACAUUGCGACAAAAACUCUUUGCAAAGCCUCGGCAUACAGAACUCUUCAUCGUUGUUACAAUGUAUAAUGAAGAUGAUGUGUUAUUUGCUAGAACAAUGCACGGCGUAUUCAAAAACAUUGAAUUUAUGUGCACUCGCAAAGAUAGUAAAACAUGGGGAAAGGAUGCCUGGAAGAAGAUUGUAGUGUGUGUGGUCAGUGAUGGACGUGCUAAGAUCAAUCCAAGAACAAGAGCUGUUUUGGCUGGUUUGGGAGUUUAUCAAGAUGGAAUCGCGAAGCAACAAGUUAAUGGCAAGGACGUGACAGCACAUAUCUACGAAUAUACGACUCAAGUCGGAAUUGCUUUGAAGAAGGAUAUUGUUACACUCACACCAAAACAGCAACCCGUUCAAUUGCUUUUCUGCUUGAAGGAAAAGAAUCAGAAAAAGAUUAACUCUCACAGAUGGUUCUUCCAAGCCUUUGGUAGAGUACUCGAUCCUAACAUUUGUGUACUCAUCGAUGCUGGUACAAAGCCAGGAAAAGACUCAAUUUAUCAUCUAUGGAAAGCUUUCGAUUUGGAACCACAUUGUGCAGGAGCUUGUGGUGAGAUCAAAGCUAUGUUGGGUCCAGGAGGAAAGAAUUUGCUAAAUCCAUUGGUUGCUACCCAGAAUUUCGAGUACAAAAUGAGUAAUAUUCUGGACAAGCCUCUUGAAUCGGCAUUUGGAUUCAUUUCGGUGUUGCCAGGUGCCUUUUCUGCAUAUCGAUAUGUUGCGUUGCAAAACGAUAAAACCGGAAAUGGACCACUGGAGAAGUACUUUGCAGGAGAGAAGAUGCACGGAGCAAACGCUGGCAUUUUCACUGCAAACAUGUACCUUGCCGAAGAUCGUAUUUUGUGUUUCGAAUUGGUAUCCAAGAGAAAUUGUCACUGGAUCUUACAAUACGUCAAGUCUGCUACUGGAGAAACCGAUGUACCGGAUACAAUGGCCGAACUUAUUUUGCAACGUCGAAGAUGGCUUAACGGAAGUUUCUUCGCUGCUAUCUAUGCUCUUGCUCAUUUCUAUCAACUUUUCCGAAGUGAUCACAGCUUUUUACGAAAGAUCAUGUUCUUGAUUGAAUUCACAUACCAAACCAUUAACAUGAUCUUCGCUUGGUUCGCUCUUGGUAAUUUCUUUCUGGUCUUUCACAUCUUGACUACAUCUCUCGGAAGUGCUGACUUGCUGGGUAAUGUUGGUGUAAUUCUUGGUGUUGUUUUCGAAUGGCUUUACUUGUUUACGCUUUUGACCUGUUUCAUUCUGGCGCUGGGAAAUCGACCUCAAGGAACGAACAAAGUUUAUAUGUCGAUGGUUUAUUUCUGGAUUAUCAUCAUGAUAUACCUAAUGUUUGCUUCAAUUUUCAUCACGGUCAAAUCAAUUCAAACUCAACUUGCAAAGGACCAAUUUAAUUGGACGGAUAUUAUCAAGAAUCAAAUCUUCUAUACUUUGAUCAUUUCUCUCGCCUCAACUUAUCUCCUCUGGUUCAUUUCUUCCUUUUUAUUCUUCGACCCAUGGCACAUGUUCACAUCUUUCCUUCAAUAUCUUCUUCUCACCCCAACAUAUAUCAACAUUCUCAACGUUUACGCUUUCUGUAACACUCACGAUAUUACAUGGGGUACCAAAGGAGAUGACAAAGCCGAGAAACUUCCAUCUGCUGUGCUCAAAGCUGGUGGUAAAGUCGAUGUCAACAUUCCCACUGACGAUGGCGAUCUCAACGCUCAAUACGAAUCCGAAAUGCGCAAGAUUCAAAUCAAAGCACCGCCUGAGAAACGUGAAUUCUCGGCAGAAGAGAAGCAAGAAGAUUAUUACAAAUGGUUCAGAUCUUCAGUAGUGUUGUUCUGGUUGGUUUGUAAUUUUGCACUCACGAGUGCGGUGCUUAGUACAGCGGGCUUGGAGAAUAUCGAUACGAGUACUGAUGAUACGACGAAGAGUACGAUUUAUAUGGCUGUGGUUUUAUGGAGUGUGGCAGGAUUGAGUUGUUUUAAGUUUAUUGGUGCUAUGUGGUUUUUGAUUGUCAGGAUGUUUAGAGGUGUUUAGUUUCCUGGCGGAAAGAGAGAUGAGGGAGGAAUGGGGAGAAUGUGGUUCUGAGAUCGGAGGGUUUAAGAUAUGAAUGCAUUGGAUAUGCAAUGAAUGGACAGGAAAGGAUAAAGAUACCCCAGUUAGCGGAGGUGGAUAGGGGAGAUGGUACAUACAAAUGUAUGUACUCGCGUGAUUUUACCAAUUUUUCUUUCUUCUUCUUUUAUGAUUCAUUAGGAGCGAGAGGAUUUGGGAAUUAUUAUGAUUGCAUGACUUUAUUACUUGGUCUCUUGUGAAGGGAAAAGGGGUGAUAUUUGAUGUGUAUAGGAUGGAAGGAGUUUGGGGGUGGAGAUGAGAUGGCGGUCAGGGUUAUAGAUGGGGAAAGGGUAGUCUAGAAUACUAGGAGAAAGAUGAAAGAGAGAUGAUAAGGGAAGUAUGAACAUGAAAUAUGAAAUAUGAAUAAUAAAUCUUCUUUGAAAUGGUGUUUUCUGUGUGAGUGAUUAAUCUGUGGUG